AUGUCAGUGAAGUGGAGGAUGGGAGGCGGGAAUGGGAUGGGAAGGGGUUGGGAAUGGGGAUGGGAUGGGGAUGGAGAUGGAGAUGGGGAUGGGGAUGGGGAUGGGGAUGGGGAUGGGGAUGGGGAUGGGGAUGGAGAUGGGGAUGGGUAUGGGGAUGGGGAUGGGGAUGGGGAUGGGGAUGGGGAUGGGGAUGGGGAUGGGGAUGGGGAUGGAGAUGGGGAUGGGGAUGGGUAUGGGGAUGGGGAUGGGGAUGGAGAUGGGGAUGGGGAUGGGGAUGGGAUGGGGAUGGGGAUGGGGAUGGGGAUGGGGAAGGGGAAGGGGAAGGGGAUGGCGGAGCAAUGA
Closterium sp. NIES-65 is the source of this 342-nucleotide messenger RNA. Lineage: Eukaryota; Viridiplantae; Streptophyta; Zygnematophyceae; Desmidiales; Closteriaceae. The record is from the annotation of a GenBank genome assembly.